This is a messenger RNA of Tilletiopsis washingtonensis, 813 nucleotides long. RefSeq names its product eukaryotic translation initiation factor 4E. The record is from RefSeq and is a predicted model, not a curated record. Gene Ontology annotation, cellular component: eukaryotic translation initiation factor 4F complex. Gene Ontology annotation, molecular function: translation initiation factor activity; RNA 7-methylguanosine cap binding. Gene Ontology annotation, biological process: translational initiation. NCBI's taxonomy places the organism in Eukaryota, Fungi, Basidiomycota, Exobasidiomycetes, Entylomatales. The transcript is spliced from 3 exons. Bases 1 to 813 code for a protein of 270 amino acids.
AUGGCUACCUCUGCUCUGCCCGCCGCGCCCGCCGCCGCCUCCUCGGCUGCCGUCUCCGCGCUGGCGUCCGAGACGCCCGCCUCGCCCAGCGCCUCCUCCUCGGGCGCAGCCGGCGGCGACGCCGAGGUGCGCACCGUGCUGCACGACGCGCAGAACUUUAACGUCAAGCACCCGCUCUACAACACCUGGACACUGUGGUUCGACAACCCCAGUGCCAAGGGCACGAGUGCGGCAAAGGGCGGCAAGGACUCGUGGGGAGAGGAGAUGAACAAGGUCGUCAGCUUUGACAGCGUCGAGGAGUUCUGGGGGCUGUACAACAACAUCAUCCCGCCCUCGGAGCUGCCGCAAAAAGCAAACUACUACCUCUUCAAGGAGGGCAUCCAGCCGGCAUGGGAGGACGCCGCCAACACAAACGGCGGCAAGUGGAGCAUCCAGCUGCCGCGCGAGAAGUCGCGUGCGGACAUUGACCGGCUCUGGCUCAACACGAUGCUCUCGGCAAUCGGCGAGACGCUCGAGUCUCCCUACGACUCCUCGUCCCCAGCCGCCUCAAAUACCGCCGAGGCCAUCACGGGCAUCAUCAUGUCUGCGCGGCCCAACCUGUACCGCAUUGCGAUUUGGACACGCACGGCCGACGAGAGCGCCAGCGGCGAGCUUGACCCCGCACUGCUCAACAUCGGCAAGCACUUCAAGGUGGGCAUCCUCGGCUACCAGCUUAACCAGCAGGUCGGAGGCGGCGGCAUGCAGAGCGACGUCGAGUUCCAGAGCCAUAAGGACUCGGAGAGGAAGGGCAAAGGCCGCAAGUUCGUCGUCUAG